Labrus mixtus (cuckoo wrasse) is the source of this 5079-nucleotide messenger RNA. RefSeq names its product transient receptor potential cation channel, subfamily M, member 4a (gene trpm4a). NCBI's taxonomy places the organism in Eukaryota, Metazoa, Chordata, Actinopteri, Labriformes, Labridae. The transcript is spliced from 27 exons. The coding region runs from base 144 to 3881 and encodes 1245 amino acids. Gene Ontology annotation, cellular component: membrane. Gene Ontology annotation, biological process: calcium ion transmembrane transport. Gene Ontology annotation, molecular function: ligand-gated calcium channel activity; calcium-activated cation channel activity. The record is from RefSeq and is a predicted model, not a curated record.
UAGGUGGAGCUAAAGGGCCUGUUUGUUAAACUGUUUCUUGAGGACCCUGAUGUGUGUUGCUGGAGCAUUUUGACCUCCUGGAACUGAAGGGUGAACAGCUGACCCACAUCCUUCUGAGCAGACUUCAGCUGCAGCGGAGCAGGAUGAAGGAGCAGGAGAACAGAGGAGGAGGGAAGGCUGGCAGCAUGAAGGAGGAAGAUCAGAGCUGGAUCCCAAAGGUCAUCAAGAAGAGGAUCUGCACCACAUUCGUAGAAGACUCCUUCAGUAACGGGGCGUUGUGUCAGUGUGGCGGCGUGCGUGAGCAGCAUGGCUCAGUGGCUACAGGAGAUUUCUUUGGAGCGGCGAUCGUCACUCAGUGGGACAGCAGACAGCACUCCUCUGAGGGUCCCACUGACGCCUACGGGAAGCUGGAGUUCGCCGGCACUGGACGCAGACACAGCCAUUUUCUCCGCCUGUCAUGUGACACGCCCCCUCAGAUCGUCUACAACCUGAUGACGCAGCGCUGGGGGCUCCCCUCCCCCAACCUGGUGGUGUCUGUGGUGGGGGGGGAGGGCCGAGAGAAGAUCAAACCGUGGGUGAGAGACAUCAUCAGGAACGGGCUGGUGAGAGCUGCACAGAGCACAGGUGCGUGGAUCCUGACGGGGGGUCUGAGGGAGGGCGUGGCCCGCUGUGUGAGCGAGGCAGUGAGGGACCAUGGGGCGGCGGCUCCGGCUCUGACCCAGAAGAAGGUGAUCGCACUGGGCGUGGCUCCGUGGGGGCUGGUCCAGAACAGACAGCAGCUCGUCAACGCUCAGGGCAGCUUUCCUGCUCGUUACUACGUCCAGGACACGUCUCAUGACUCCUGCUGUCUGGAUAAUAACUGUCAGGCGUUCCUCCUGGUGGAUGAUGGGAGUGUUGGCCGGCGGGGUGGAGAGACCGGCUUCAGUGCCAGCCUGGAGCACUACAUUUCCCAUCAGCGCACUGGCAUCUGGGGAAGUGGCAGUAUAGAGAUCCCCGUGCUCUGUAUGCUGAUCUCAGGAGAUUCCAGCAUGCUGGAGAGGUUAGACUCCUCCCUCAGGAAACAGACCCCCUGGUUGGUCCUGUCUGGUUCUGGUCCGGCUGCAGACUUCAUCAGUGAGCUGCUGACUGACGUCUCCCCCUCCUCCCCCCCUGCAGAGGGGGAGGCUGCUGAGGGCCUCAACACGGAGCUCUGUGACAGAGUCCGUGACAGGCUGCAGAAAUACUUCACCGCUGAGACCGAGAUGGAGAGACUGUUGGACAGAGCUCUGAGUAUCUUCCAGUACAGAGAUCUCAUCACAGUGUUUCAUGGCGGUCAGGAGUCUUCAGAGGAGUUUGAUACGAUUCUUCUCAAAGCUCUGGUUGGAGCCAGUAAACGAGUGUCCAGUGAAGCCAGCGAGUACACCGACGAGCUCAAACUGGCCGUGGCGUGGAACAGAGUGGACAUCGCCAAGACGGAGUUGUUCAACGGACAUAUCCAGUGGAAGUAUGAGGACCUGGAGGACUCGAUGACGGACGCCCUGAUAAACGACAAACCGAAGUUUGUGCGUCUGUUCUGUGAGAACGGUCUGAACAUCGUGGACUACCUGUCUUACGGCCGUCUGGAGAGUCUGUACCGCUCUCUGUCCGACAACUCGCUCACCUCCGUCCUGCUGCAGAGACGUCUGAACGAGCGGCAGGACCUCGCCGGGAUGCUGCCUCGCCUGGACCCUGUGACAUCACCGCUCAAAAGUCCACAGAGCGUGCUCAGUGGCGCCGCCUCCGCCAUGGAGCUGAACCUGUACGAGGUGUCUCGGCUGCUGUGUGACCUGCUGGGUGACGUCUGUCAGCCUUUCUAUUACGGACCUCUGGGCCUGGACCACAACACCAGCACCAGGAGGGCUAUGAAGCACGUCAACAAGAUGCUUCUUGGGGAGUGUCUGUACCGGGACCGGCGCUGCCUGACCCCCUGGUCCGCCCUCUUCAUCUGGGCCGUCCUGCAGAACCGCAGCGAGAUGGCGGUUUACUUCUGGGAGAUGGCGGGGGAGUCGGUGCUGAGCGCUCUGUCUGGCUGUAAGAUACUCAGAGAACUCUCUCGGCUGGAGACUGAGACGGAGAACAAAGUGUCCAUGAAGAAGCUCGCUCAGAGGUUUGAACACCUCGCACAAGAUGUGUUUGGAGAGUGUUACCAGAACAGUGAGAGCUGCUCCUUCACUCUCCUUAUAAGGACGUCUCCGGUGUGGGGCGGAGCUACUUGUCUACAGAUGGCCACAACAGCAGACGCCCGCCACUUCUUCAGCCAUGAUGGCGUUCAGUCUCUGCUGUCUCAGAUCUGGUGGGGCGACAUGGAACGCAGCACGGAGGUCUGGAAGCUGGUCCUCACCUUCUUCCUGCCCCCCCUCCUCUACACCAAGCUCAUCAGCUUCAGGAAGCAGGAGGAGGAGGUGAAGUCUGUGGAGUUCCAUCACUACAGAGACACAGACAGUCUAGAGGGAAACAACGCCACGGUCUGCUCCUUUGCCGACAUCACACAGAGUGAAGAAGAAGCUGAGGAGCUCAGAGCUCUGAAAGAAAACCUGAAAGAGCCUUCACCUUCAAACUCAAAGAGGCCGUUCAUCUUGUCACGGUGGAGACAAUUCUGGUUCGCUCCCGUCACCUCCUUCCUAGGGAAUGUGCUCAUGUACUUCCUGUUCCUCUGCCUAUUUGCAUACGUUCUGCUGGUGGACUUCAAGCCCCCGCCCCCCAAAGGUCCGUCCACCCUGGAGUUUGUGCUCUACUUCUGGGUCUUCACCUUGGUGUGUGAGGAGAUCAGACAGACGUUCUUCAUGGGCAGCAACUUCGUGAUCCAGAGUAUGAAGAACUACAUCCAGGACGUCUGGAACAAAUGUGACUUCACUGCCAUCUCCCUCUUCAUGCUUGCUCUCUGCUGCAGGAUGUUCCCCGAGUCGUACGAGUUCGGUCGGGCCGUGAUGGCCAUCGACUUCUUGGUCUUUACUCUUCGUCUGAUCCACAUCUUCGCCAUCCACAAACAGCUGGGACCAAAGAUCAUCAUCGUGAGCAAGAUGAUGAAGGACGUCUUCUUCUUCCUCUUCUUCCUCGCCGUGUGGCUCAUGGCGUACGGAGUAGCCAAUCAGGCGCUCCUCUACCCGUACGACCCGCGUCCCAACUGGAUAUUCCGACGAGUCUUCUACAGACCGUACCUGCACAUCUUUGGACAGAUUCCAAUACACGAAAUGGACGCUGAUAAAUGGGAGGAGAACAAAUGUACCAACAACGUCACGCUGAUCGAGGCCGGAGAGGAGCCGUGUAUGAGCACGUACGCUAACUGGCUGGUGGUCAUCCUGCUGGUCAUCUACCUGCUGUUCACCAACAUCGUGCUGGUCAACCUGCUCAUCGCCAUGUUCAGCUACACCUUCUCUAAGGUCCAGGGGCGCAGCGACACCUACUGGAAGUUUCAGCGCUACAACCUGAUCGUGGAGUACCACUCGAGGCCCUGCUUAGCCCCGCCCUUCAUCAUCAUCUCACACCUCCACCUGGUCAUGAAGAGAUACGUCCGACAGAUCCCCUCGGUCAAGAGCAAACACUUUGUCCUGGAGCUGUGCGGCAGGAAGGCGAGCUGGCUCAACACGUGGGAGGCGAUCCAGAAAGAAAACCUGCUGUCAGCUCAGAACAAGAGAGUGAGAGAGAGCGACACGGCCCGACUCAAAGACACAUCCACCAAGGUGGACAGCGUGCUGAGGCAGAUGUCAGUCCUCUGUGAUCACGACCGAAGGCUGCGCCUGUUGGAGUCUGAGUUGGAGUACUGCUGCAGCGCCCUCUGCUGGAUGACAGAGGCUCUGUCUCUGAGCGGUCUGUUAAAAACUGAUCGCCCCCCCCCUCUGCUCCCCCCCUCUGCUCAGAGGUGAAGUCCACUGAAAACAUUUCUUAACAUUAAAAAGUUAGUUUGUGAUUCAGAAGUUUAAAUCAUGUAAACCAUUUCUUGUGUAGUAGAUCUGACAGCUCUGUCUCCAAGCUGAGUCUUUGAACUCCUGAACACACACACACAAAAUGUUAAAUCAAAGAGCACCUUGUUUGCCAUUCUGCAUCUUUUUGUUAGUUUGAUGCUGAUUUCUGAUGUCGGGUGUUUGAGCUGCGAUUUGAAGUCAGGACCCUCGAACACAGAAAAGGACCCCGAUGCAGACCGUUGGUUCAGAGCUGGUACUGUUCAAACAACAAAAGGUACAAAAGACCUGACGGACUGCACACAAACACAUCAGUUCUCCACGUUGUGACAGACUAGACUAGGACCAAACCAAAGACUUUACCUGCCUUCAUGUGAACCCUCCUGAAGUCUGAACACUGGAGGAGAUAACAUAUACACAAACUGAAUGUGUGUGUGAGGGCGAGAACCUUUAUGAGUGUAAUCUAUUAAAUGGUUCGGGGGUGUAACCUUUGCUGUCCAAUCAGAGAGACACAAAUAUAAACAGUGUGUCUAGUCUCUGUCUCCAGUCUAAGGGCGUACGUCAUCACGUUAGAUAGUCGGGGAUUUUCCCAAUAACCUCCGAGUUCUUUGGCUUUUAAUCCACGAGACUCAUUUAAAUGUUCCGUUAACACUCGACCUCUGCAUCGGACGUCAACGCAUCGCAUCUAUGUGUAAAAUGACUGUCGAGUUGUGAUCCCGUGUGUGAGCGGUGACAUAACCUUUUCAAACUGAACCUGUUCAAGCUGCUGUAAACACGUGAACCAAAGACACAAACUGCUGCGCUCUUCACAGCUUUAGAUCGCUUUGGGUCACGCUUCAUCAGUGUGCCGCUGUUUCCAGUGACAAAGCUCUAAACGACCUUCCACACAGCGACGCUUUUAACAGCUAAAGACAUGGGAGAUAUUUCUCUGAGGAGCCGGUGGAGACCAAACACAGAGCCUAAAGAGGAUCUCACUUAAAGCCAUCAAGACCAGAAAGAGCUGGAUAACAUCUUCCAUCUCUUCAUUCAAAGGAAUAAAAACAGUAAAAUUCUGACAAACACACCUGGAUAGAGAUGUGACAUAUUUCUAGCUUGUUCCACUCUGCAAAGAAGCAGGAAUACAUUUCAUUUGCAAUUUCUUAAUAAAAGGAUUUACAUGAUA